AUGAACACUCGCCCCGUCAUCGAUGAGUCCUCGGGACCUGUCUCGUUGUGUGCAUCAUUUAACUACGAUGCUACAUGUUUCGCUGUUGGUCUGGACAUAGGCUUUUGUGUCUUCAAUACGUUUCCAUGUGAGCUCAAAGUCUCCAGAGACUUAAACGCCGGUGUUGGUACGGCGGAAAUGCUAGGAAGAUACAACUAUCUGGCACUCGUUGGAGGUGGAAAGAACCCCAGGUGGCCACAGACAAAGGUUGUGAUAUGGGACGACGCCAAACAAAAGGUCGCAAUCACCCUCGAGUUGAAGACUGCAGUCCUGCGAGUCCGCCUGACAAAAUCAUGGAUAGCGAUUGCAAUUCAGAAUAGCCUCCACCUGUACAAAUUCUCCUCACCCCCCGAGAAGACGGCCGUCUUUGAGACCGCGGACAAUCCUUUGGGCCUCAGUUGCCUCGGGUCGAGAUUGGUCGCAUUCCCCGGCCGCUCUCCAGGAAAAGUGCAACUAGUGGAACUCGGUUCCGGAAAUGUCAGCAUCAUUCCCGCGCAUACCUCUGCCCUACGAGCGAUGGACCUGAGUCCCGAUGGACAACUCCUUGCUACAGCCAGUGAAGCAGGGACAUUGAUCCGAGUCUUCUCAACUUCAAAUUGUGCCAAAGUGGCGGAGUUACGUCGUGGUGUAGAUCCAGCCUAUAUCUUCAGUAUCGCCAUAUCACCCAACUCGUCCAUGUUGGCCGUCACCUCGGACAAGUCCACCCUACAUGUAUUCGACCUCCCAGUAUCAAAUAACUCCGCUCAACCCAAAAGCCCUCUGAGCCCUACGAACCGCCGCUCACAAUCCCCCCACGUGUCAUCCAACCCGGAUGAAGAAACCAGCACGAAUCAAAAAUGGGGAUUCCUGUCCAAGAUCCCUCUUCUCCCUCGCGUGUUUAGCGACAUCUACUCCUUCGCGUCCGCACAUUUCGAAAUGGGCGACGAAACCACCGGACUCAACGGCUCCACCCUUUCAUAUCUCCCGGCCCUCGGCUCCCUUCCGUCGCGCCCUCAAAAAGGUAUCCUAGGCUGGGCGGAUAACAGCACAAUCAUCUGUCUCGGCACUGGACGAGAUGCCAGGUGGGAACGGUUUCUAAUCGGGGAGAAGCCGGGGGUCUCAGAGGAGGGUCAAAGGACACUCUAUCGGGAGGGAUGGAAGAGGUAUCUAGGAUCUUGA
Molecule: messenger RNA, 1197 nt
Organism: Exophiala bonariae
Lineage: Eukaryota; Fungi; Ascomycota; Eurotiomycetes; Chaetothyriales; Herpotrichiellaceae
Gene: HSV2
Product: Phosphatidylinositol 3,5-bisphosphate-binding protein
Exons: 4
Coding region: 1-1197 (398 amino acids)
Biological process (GO): protein lipidation; autophagy of mitochondrion; protein localization to phagophore assembly site
Cellular component (GO): cytosol; phagophore assembly site membrane; extrinsic component of membrane
Molecular function (GO): phosphatidylinositol-3-phosphate binding; protein binding; phosphatidylinositol-3,5-bisphosphate binding
Source: RefSeq, a predicted model, not a curated record